Molecule: messenger RNA, 703 nt
Organism: Caenorhabditis elegans
Lineage: Eukaryota; Metazoa; Nematoda; Chromadorea; Rhabditida; Rhabditidae
Gene: clec-129
Product: C-type lectin domain-containing protein
Exons: 3
Coding region: 4-639 (211 amino acids)
Molecular function (GO): carbohydrate binding
Source: RefSeq, marked reviewed
CAUAUGUUGGGCAAAACUGCACUACUUAUUUCAGUUUGUCUAGCUCUAUCAGCUGCUGACUGUCCAGCAGCAUGGAAAGCAAUUUUGAACUCCCAGGCCGAAGAGAGUGAAGAUAACGGAUGUGAAGCUGGUUGGAAGUUUUUCAAUCGGCCAUCUGGAGGAUGGUGUAUGAGGGUAUUCGAGGGGUUCAAUGCAGCAAAAACCGACGCCGAAAAGUCCUGUAAAUCCGUGGGCUCAACACUUUCUGGGAUUCAAAACAGGAACGAGGCAUUGUAUAUUCAGACUGCCCUCCUCGCCCAAAUCGCAAGAUCAAGUGGCUCCGUCUGGGUUGGCAUGCAGAGAACCCAAAAAUGUCUGAAGCAACCAAAAUCGGACACCUGUUCAGCUCUCACAGCUUUCGAGUACACCGACGGAUCCGUGACCGGUACCGACGGAUUCAUCUUCCAGGGCAAUCAACCAGACAACAAGGAGUUGAAUCAGGAUUGUGCAGUUCUCCUAGCUUCCAAGGCGGCAAGUGUCUCGACUAAUGGCCAAUUCUAUGCAGCCACGUUGGAUGAUAUCAUGUGCGAUGAACAGGUCGAUGACAACGGGCCACGUGUCAUGCGCGGAUAUAUUUGUGGAAAGAAGGCCGCAAAAUAAAUGUUCUAACAAAUUUCAUUUUUCUAUUAUAUCGCUUGAAGUUCGAAUAAAACAAAUUUUGUUA